Messenger RNA from Lasiosphaeria miniovina, 2588 nucleotides. RefSeq lists its product as uncharacterized. NCBI's taxonomy places the organism in Eukaryota, Fungi, Ascomycota, Sordariomycetes, Sordariales, Lasiosphaeriaceae. Bases 287 to 2491 code for a protein of 734 amino acids. The transcript is spliced from 2 exons. Gene Ontology annotation, biological process: regulation of DNA-templated transcription. Gene Ontology annotation, molecular function: DNA-binding transcription factor activity, RNA polymerase II-specific; zinc ion binding. The record is from RefSeq and is a predicted model, not a curated record.
CCCGGCACUGCAGACUGUCAUCAUAGGGCUCGACGGGCUAUAUACCUUGGGUAUCAUGGAUGCCGGCCGUGCAUGCUCUGUCGCGUGCUGCGAGAGCUUUGAUGCCUCGCCGGCUUUACCGACGGAUAUAAGUCGACGAUCCGCGUUAAAUGCAUGGCUUCCCCACGACCAAGGCCCUGCCAAGACUCGUCACCAGCGCCAAGACUUCCAUCUGCCGUCAACCUUGUUGCUGCUUAUUGCACUUACACACAGUACAUGCGCCUGCGUUUGUUCCUAGAUCUGAGAGAUGGCCGAGCCAUUGAAGCGCACCUUUCACGGUUGUCUGACAUGUCGCAAGCGGAAAGUGCGCUGCCAGGGCGGCAACCCGUGUCCGAAUUGCUCGCGCAUGAAUAUCAACUGCCACAGCUCGUUUGACACAAACCUUCGAAUUCGCGUCUCAACGCCCACCGGCCAGAAGGUCGUUUCUUCAAAACAACCCCAACCGAAACGAGUUCGGGAGCAGGCACCCGCUGCCCAGUCGCAGCACGCGGCUGCGCCCUCAUCACUUAUGACCGCCUUCGACAGCCACUCAGAGAGCUUCAAUGUCAACUUCCAGCAACAGCAGCAGUACCCUGCUUUCUCAAUGGCCGCGCAAGCACCGGCCUUCACCUCUGAGGCGCCGAAUCUCGAGCAGCUCAGCCCGGCAACCUGCGGUCCGGGAAUCCAGGAUCUCGACGCUCUCCAAUUCAACGUAAUGUGGGGAGGCUUUGACUUCCCACUCGACGCCAACAUGGCGGGGCAUGACUUCAAUGGCCGCAUGGACAUGACCGCAGCUCUCGUGCAUAUUCACCCUACGUCAUUUGACUCUCUCGCGCCAGGCACGCCCAUCUCGCAGCAGAGCAAUCCGAUUUCCGACAGCGAGGGAUCUGUCUCGUCCAAGAGCCAAAACCGAGACGGGACCAAGGAAUGGGUCCCGAGGCGGCGCAAGCGUGCAAAGAAGACGGCUCCCGCAGACGAAGCUUCCCGAGGGAGCGCUGCUCAGAAAAUCCUGCGUGCAACUGAACUUUUCAGUCCCGCAAGCCACAUGUUGGAAGAUUUCACUACUGAGCAUGACAGCAAAUGGUCAUUCGCCCGGUUUGUGCUCGAUUACGGACAAAAGCACCCUUGCGUCUGCCCGAUGCGAAUCGCCGCGCUGGCUUGGGCUGCCAGAGCAACUCUUCCUGAGGGGUCGCCAAUCGACCCCAGUGUUCUCACUUGCUACUCUCAAUCUUCCGAGCAGUUUGAGAAGCUGCAGGCCAUCCCUAACCCCACGCUGGUAUUGAACAACCUGCCGCCCGUGAUGAAUGCGGCCGAGAUAAUCAUCUGCACUGCUCUCUUCCUCAACCGCUACGACAUAGCGGACCAGAACCUUGAGGCAGUUGAUAACAGACUCCAGCGUCUCACAAGAUGGCUCGCCAGUCAUCCGGGGAAUCUCAAGUUAUCGGCAUUUGCGAGCAAACUCCUGCUGUGGUCCUGCUAUCUCCAGAUCCGAAUUAGCAUGUUUAACCCCAUCAGCCCGCGAUUCGCCACACUCCUUAACGUAGUGAGUGACAGGACUGACUACCACUUCAUCCUGGAGAAAUCACACAGCUUCCGGAUGGACAUGUUUGGUCGCGACUACCCCAAAGAGCUGCUGGCUGAGGACGCCCAGAUGAUACCCGCAACGUUGCGCCUGCACGAGACGUUUUGUCUUCUCUCGGACAUGGUGCGUUUCCGCUCGUUUCAGCGAAGCGGGGCGACGGCACAGGAUCUCGCCCGUUGGAGCGAGCUUGCUGCGUCCGAGCACAGUGCCAUCGAUAACGGCAUCCAGAGGGCUGAAGCUGAAUUCGAGCUCGCCGCGGCUAUGAACCCGACUGCCAACAUUCUCCGCCAAGUGCCGAUACCAAGACUCUAUGUCUCAGACCAGUCUACUGAGCAAGAUAACAGAUCGCCGUCAAAUUCGGGUGAUAACGGUAACAUGACGGCAUCUCAGUCUGGGGGGAAGCUCAGCCGCGUCAGCCUGCAUUGGCUCAUGGUAUACGGCGUGCUAUUGACGGCCAAGAUUGUGUGGUCGAGGACAUUCCGAUCCGAGGUGCGCACUGACGACGCGUCCACUGAAGCCGUCGAGUCAAUUCUGCAGAUCGGCCUGCUGCUGCGUAAGGCCCACGGCCACCAGCGGAAUGGCUAUCGAGAAUUGGCGACAACGUUGUGGCCGCUGCCGCUCUUUGUGGCGGGGAUAGAGACGGCGGACGACGUGCGAGCUGACUGGCUGCGCAUAUUUAUGUCACACGUCAUCAACGGCGAGAAUGAAGCCGAGAGGGAAAGGAACACGAAGAGCGGAUCCCGGCAGAGGAGAGCUAGAAAUGGGGGAAAGGUGCUGGAGCUAAUGGAACACAUAAGGAAAAUGCAGGAUGCUGUGGGGAAACGGGUCUCGGUGCCGCUGGUCACGGCCGAGAAUGCCGUGCCACAGGCUAUUUUCGAAUUUCUCUGCUAGCGAUGCAAGCUAGGAAAGGGAAGGGAACGAAGUAACGAAACGCGCUCUUCAAUAUGACGCGAGAAUGGUGGGUGCUGCGUUGCGGAGCAUAAUUAGU